Messenger RNA from Setaria italica (foxtail millet), 970 nucleotides. RefSeq lists its product as uncharacterized. The record is from RefSeq and is a predicted model, not a curated record. NCBI's taxonomy places the organism in Eukaryota, Viridiplantae, Streptophyta, Magnoliopsida, Poales, Poaceae. Bases 1 to 576 code for a protein of 191 amino acids. The transcript has a single exon.
AUGCAUGGUGUUGUAUGUAUCCGCUUGUUCGCGAGCGGAGGUCCGCAGCACAUCACAUCCGCAUCGCGCGCGGCCUCGAAGGAUGCCCUCGAACCCAACCACCCGUGCCACCUCGUCCUACCUCCCGCCGUGCUGGACCUGGACCAGAUGAUAGCCAGCAGCGGCGGAACGGCCGGCGCCGCCUACAGCUCCCGCUCCGGCUCCUACGCCACCGUCGUCGCCAGCCACCGGCUCGCGAGGCAGAGGUCCAUGCCGGCCGCCUUCGCUUCGUGCGGCCGCGGAGGCGAGCGGCCAAGGAGACUCGGGGACGGCCGCGGGCGAGCGCCCGCGUCCCCGGCAGCAGCUGGCGGCGGCGUGGUGCGCGCGCUGUUGGCGUGGGUCUGGAGAGGGAGAAGGAGGAAGGCGGCGGUGAUGGCCCGGAGCGGGUCGUCGUCGGCGAAGGAGCAGCAGUACGGCCACGACGAGUACGCGCAGAACUUCGACGAGGGCGCCGCGGCGGGGGAGCCCGAAAACCUGUCGCGGUCGUUCUCGGCGCGGUACGCCAGGCGGGCGCUGCGGUGGGACGGGGCUCGCUGAGGUCGCCCGCCGCCGCCGCCGCCGCCAAGAGCAUGUGGUGCGGCUACGAUGCAGAGGGAAUCAACUCCCUCUCGCCUAGCACUCCGACCAGGCCUCGAUCGGCGGCGCCAUGAUCAAGUGUUCGACCGGUGCGCGCUGUGUUUUGACUUUUGAGCGGUGCUCUGAGCCCAGGCAAGUGACAAGUACUCGCACACCGCGGCGUGCUCGUUCUUCGGUAACCAUGUCGAGGAUGGCAGGCGGGCACAUUUCUGUGUCGUGAAAACAUUUGUAUCACAGUUGCAUAUGGCGUGUUAAAAGCCGGUUAAGGUAGUAUAAGUACAUAUGACAGUGCAGUUGUGCGUUCUUAGCUUUGAUGUACUACGACGAUACAAUCGAACCGUUUGCAUCUUCUAUC